Messenger RNA from Cotesia glomerata, 651 nucleotides. RefSeq names its product putative ankyrin repeat protein RF_0381. The record is from RefSeq and is a predicted model, not a curated record. The transcript is spliced from 2 exons. Gene Ontology annotation, molecular function: protein binding. The coding region runs from base 1 to 651 and encodes 216 amino acids. NCBI's taxonomy places the organism in Eukaryota, Metazoa, Arthropoda, Insecta, Hymenoptera, Braconidae.
AUGGCCGCCUGUAAUAAUUACAAGUUAGAAGAUAUUUCCGGUUUAAUAAAAUCCGGAAAAUUAUCUAUUCUCCACUUUGCAAUCGAAGCUUCUGAUGAGAAAUUUAUCGACUUCCUGCUGGCAAAUAAAGUGGACCUGGAUCUCAAUAUGCCAUCUCGAGGAACAGCACUUCACUUAGCCGUCAGCAAACAAGACUUUGACCUGGUGAAGAAGUUGAUUAAUUCCGGAGCUGAUGUCAACGCUGUGAAAGAAGACAUCAUGGAUAGUUACUAUAAGUGGUCAACUUUGCAUCUAGCAAUUUAUUCGGGGAAUGCUCGAAUUGUGGAAUUACUGUUAAAAAAUAAUGCCACCAUCGAACAAGGAAGUGAAAAAGUUUAUUCUUCGUUGCGAUUGGCCAUAAGGGCCAACAACAUCAAAAUCCUCCAGCUUCUAGAAACCUUUGGAGCGGAGGUAAAUGUGAUCAAGGAUGGAAAAUAUACGACGGAAUUAAAUCUGGCAAUAGAAGAAGACAACCUCGAAGUUGUUAAGUUCUUUUUAAAAAAGUGUAGUGAUGUAAACGGCCUCAUCGACGAUUUUUCCGGUGAAAAUUUACUUCAUAAAGCCGUUAAAAAUUAUAGUGAUGAGUCGAUAAGCAAAACGUUACUCCAUUAA